Molecule: messenger RNA, 343 nt
Organism: Gryllus bimaculatus (two-spotted cricket)
Lineage: Eukaryota; Metazoa; Arthropoda; Insecta; Orthoptera; Gryllidae
Source: the annotation of a GenBank genome assembly
GUUUAGUUGAAUUGGAGCUGCCCUGGCACCGUAAUAGAAGAGCUGAAAGAAGCUUCGACCGAGUGAUUUAAUCAUAAUUAGCAGUAAUCGCAGCCAGUGAAUUGAAAUGAUUCUUUGCCGGAGGAUGGCAGAAGUGGAUAAAUAAGUAAUGUGAAAAUUUAAUAAAAGUGAUAGUUUACUUGUCUUCUGAUAAUGAAUGAUAAGGAAUUGUUGCUAGUUCAGUUUUAUUUUGAUCGUGCUGAUGAACAGAGGAAUUUUUAAGAUUAUCGCCCAUUAUUGAUCUCUUCUUUAUAAUGAGAAAAAACACUCAGACGGAGCAUAUAAAGACAUUUCUUCGAGUGAG